GUGUGUUACUCAGGGGGGGGGCUGUUCAGUUUGUUUUUCCAGUGCAGGUGUUUUCACCAGAUCAAACUGCACCGAGUGAAACCACCACGUUAUGUCUUUAUUUGGAGACUAUCGGCACUCCAUGACACGUUUUGAGACCCCCCCCUCCAGGACAGACCAAUGAGGCCCGAGCUGCUGUGGACUCGCCAGCCAAUGACACAAGCUCCUUAUUUGUGGUUUUUCACCAAAACUAUGGCAUGUGUACAACGAGUGAGAACUUCACAGGACACUCAGCUGUUGCCUAAUCAGGUUCUCUCAGAGCAGCAGUCCUUGGUUGUUAUGAAAAAACUUCUGGCCAUCGCAGUGUCUGGCAUCACAUACCUUCGGGGCCUUUUCCCAGAGAAAGCCUACGGGAGCAAAUAUGUUGAAGAGCAGAAAGUGAUGAUCCUUAGAGAGGAGCGCAGCUGUCCUGGUGCCAGUCAGAUUGUUCAGUGGAUGCAGGGGUGCUUUGAGGCCAUCCAGAGGAAAUAUCUCCGGACAGUCAUCAUGUCUAUCUACACUGAUCCAGAGAACCCCCAGAAAGUGACUGAGUUUUACCAGUUUAGGAUCCAGUACACUGCAAAAGGAGCGCAGAUGGACUUUGAGAGCAGUAACAACAACAAGGUGUCAGCGAUGUCGUGCGGUAACACGAAGAAGGCGAGCAUCCUGCUGGUGAGGAAGCUCUACACUCUGAUGCAGAACCUGGGUCCUCUGCCAGACAACGUCUGCCUCAACAUGAAGCUGGCCUACUACGACGAUGUCACCCCUCAGGACUACCAGCCGCCAGGCUUCAAGGAGGCUGACGGCGACACCAUGGAGUUUGAGAGGGAGCCAGUGAAAUUGACCAUGGGCGAGGUGGCCACUCCCUUCCACACUCUGAAGUUGGACAUGGCUACAGAGAGACGGAGACUGGAGCAGGUGGAAGAGAGUGUGAUGGAGAAGUGGGUUCUGAAGAUGGAGGAGGACGGCGUCCUUUCACAGAGCCAUGUGAUUGAAGACGUGGAGAAGCCUGACACUGAGAACACAGACUUGGAUAACACCGAUGUCCAAAUGACCUGUCAUGAGAAGAUGGAGAGUUGUGAGGAAGUUACAGAGAUCAACACUCUGGUGAAGAGGACCUCUGACAUGGAGGUGGGCCUGAAGAGGACCAGGAGUGGACGGAUCAUCAAGUCCACCACGGAGACAAACUUGACUGUGGACAAUAAGCUGACACCUAGGAAGGACAAAAUGGUUUCUCAGUAUGACAUCCCCAGCAGCCAGGAAACACCAUCCACCACUGCGCCUAAGAAGAGACGCAAAUUCAGCGAACCCAAAGAGCGCUAUUGACCUCACACCCCACUGCUCACACAGCAGCACAGCUGUAUUGAUUUACACUGAUGUUUUUUUAAAUUC
Molecule: messenger RNA, 1410 nt
Organism: Seriola dumerili (greater amberjack)
Lineage: Eukaryota; Metazoa; Chordata; Actinopteri; Carangiformes; Carangidae
Gene: hormad1
Product: HORMA domain-containing protein 1-like
Exons: 16
Coding region: 160-1344 (394 amino acids)
Source: RefSeq, a predicted model, not a curated record